This is a messenger RNA of Labeo rohita (rohu), 2828 nucleotides long. It is a transcript of the gene wdr32, whose product is annotated as WD repeat domain 32. Bases 232 to 1821 code for a protein of 529 amino acids. Gene Ontology annotation, molecular function: protein binding. Lineage: Eukaryota; Metazoa; Chordata; Actinopteri; Cypriniformes; Cyprinidae. The transcript has 6 exons. Gene Ontology annotation, cellular component: Cul4-RING E3 ubiquitin ligase complex. The record is from RefSeq and is a predicted model, not a curated record.
UCACUAUCCCAGUGCAGUUUUAAUUUAUGCAGAGAAGGAACCGGAAAUACGUAGUCUGUUGUAUCCGCACACAUCCGCAGCACUCCUGUGUUUGUAUUAAUGGAUGUUUAAGCGGUUUCUGCACACAUUGCAAGACGGGCUGGCUCGUAGGUCCAGUGCCUGUCCGCCCACUGCAGGAGGGUGAGUUUGGGUGAGUCUCAAAACGGAGCCGCUAGCAACAUUCGUGCAACAAUGAGCUCGGGACAGCCGAGCGACAAUGAGGAGCCCGAGGAGCCGCGCACUGGUCUACUGCGCGAUGAGGAGGAGGAGGACGACAGCGAUGAAGACAAGAGCUCCACGAGACCGUCAUCACCGCAGGCGGGCCGGGAGAGUGUCGGGAUGCAGGGCAGUUCGAAGCUGGAGUUGGCCGCUGACGGCGGGACGGGCUCGGGGUGCAGAGUCUCGAGUGCGUGCGACUCUCUGUUCUCCUGGAUCUGCAAGAGGGAAGUCCGCAGGGGGCCGUACGUAGACCCCGCGCGGGAUCAUUUCCGUACCAUGACACGGCUUUAUUCCUCCAUGAGCCCGGCUACGGACUCGGUGAACCUCAGUACGCAAACCCACGGGGCUGUCUUCAACUUGGAGUACUCACCGGACGGGUCAGUUCUGACAGUUGCUUGUGAGCAGACAGAAGUGCUUUUGUUUGACCCCGUUUCCUCCAGACAUAUCAAAACACUGGUGGAGGCUCAUGAGGACUGUGUAAACAACAUAAGGUUUCUCGACAACCGGCUGUUUGCGACCUGCUCUGAUGACACCACCAUUGCAUUGUGGGAUUUGCGUAAACUCAACUCGAAGGUGUGCUCAUUGCAUGGCCACGCCAGCUGGGUCAAGAACAUAGAGUAUGACACACACACUCGCCUACUAGUGACGUCAGGAUUUGACGGAAAUGUAAUCACAUGGGAUACCAACAGGUUCACGGAAGAUGGCUGUCCACACAAGAAGUUUUUCCACACACGCUAUCUUAUGCGGAUGCGUCUGACUCCAGACUGCAGUAAGAUGUUGAUCUCCACCUCCUCUGGUUACCUGCUCAUCUUACAUGACCUUGACCUCACUCAGAGCCUUGAGGUCGGCAGCUACCGCAUCCUACGGGCCCGCAGAGCUCCACUGAGCACAGAAGGUUCAUCAGCAGGUUCCAGGUCGGGGGGUUCCCGUCACACCAUUGACAGUAAAACACAUCCACACAGAGAGGGUCUGUCACCCAGAAACAGUCUUGAGGUUUUAACCCCAGAGAUCCCAGGCGAGAGAGACCGUGGAAACUGCAUCACCUCCUUGCAACUGCAUCCUAAAGGCUGGGCCACAUUGUUACGCUGCUCCAGCAACAUGGACGACCAGGAGGUCAGUGACGUAACCUACAGUAAACCUGAAAAGUGCCUGCAGAAUGAAUUUCAACAUUAUAAUUUCUGUCUUUUUCAGUGGACGUGUGUGUAUGAGUUUCAAGAGGGAGCUCCACCUCGACCUCCGGUGUCUCCUCGCUGCUCUCUGCGUCUCACGCACUACAUCGAGGAGGCUAACGUCGGCCGCGGCUACAUUAAGGAGCUGUGCUUCAGUCCCGACGGCCGGCUCAUCUGCUCGCCGUACGGUUACGGCGUGCGCUUGCUGGCGUUCGACGAGCACUGCGCUGAGCUGGCGGACUGCAUGCCUGUGCGGACGGCAAUGCUGCGAGAGAUUCGCUCCAUCUACUCUCACAGCGACGUGGUGCUCACGUCAAAGUUCUCACCCACUCACUGUCAGUUCGCAUCGGGCUGCCUUAGUGGACGCGUAGCUCUGUAUCAACCACACUUUUAACACAUGCAAACGCAUUAGAAUUUACACUGAUCGCUGAACUGUAUGGAAGAAGCUUUCGAUUGUUCAGGCGGAAAAUGGGAGAACGAAACUACCUGAAACAGAGUGUGUGUUUUGUUUUGUUUGUUUUUUUUUUGGUGUGUGUGUGAGGUCACACUGCAUGUGAAUGACCUUUACCAUGUUUGUCAUUUUUAGAUGUAAUUGUUCUUUACGCUGUGUAAAAGCGAACAGCAUUAGUUUUUCUCCACGAUGGAGGUUGAAUGAGUCACGUGAGCGUUAUGGGAUGUUUUUUGGUUGCUCACCCGAUGCAGCACUGCAGUAACCGCUUAAGCCAAUCAUUUUCAUGUAACUGUAAAGCCAAACAUUUUAGACAAUGCCAUAUUUGUUUUCAGAAACAUGUUUUUCUGGAAGUAUGUCACUUUUACUAAUUGUUUGUUUUUAUUUUUGGACUGCUCAUCUGUAACAACACUAACUGAGGUUUGAUUCGUGGAUUGUCAAUGCAGUAUGUACCGUGUACGUGUGAGUAUUGGGAUGAAUACGACUUCUGCCGAUGGUUGAGUGAGUGAAUGGACUGGGAGUUUUGUAAUGUUCUGGUUUUCAUAUGCUUCUGGUCCCUACAUGGACAAUCAGCAGUUAUGAAAUGUUCAGAUGACCAUAAUGCACAUUGGUGGGAGCUUUGAACUCUGGAUGUGAGGACAUUGGGAGAAGACAGUUCUGAUGCAGGUUUAAUUGUUGGAUGAGUGUUUUAUACAGAUAAGUUUAGCUUUCUUAAAAUGAAAAAGAGGAUAAAAUCUGAAUGUUCAUCUUUUCUGGGACUAAAAUCAGUUGGUCAUCCUUAUCAGUUAUUAUAAUAGUGACUGUUUUUGAACAUGGAAAUUUAAAAGCAGAGUAACAGUUAAAAGUUACCUUUACUCAUCCAUGAUUCUCAUUUGAUUCACUCCAUUCAUGUUAACAAUACUAAGGGUGCAGUGGUACAGAUAUAUUAAAUAAAGAAACUUUUUCAUAUCUUC